GACAAGCAAAGGAGCUGAGGAGUGGAGUGUAGGCACCAUAACCUGAAAGACGUGGUCCUGAAAGGAAGACAAUUCUAUUCCCUACCAAAAUGAAGCUGUUGCUGCUGCUGCUGUGUUUGGGACUGACUAUAGUCUGUAUCCAGGCAGAAGAAUAUAGUUCUAUGGGAAGGAACUUUAAUGUAGAACAGAUUAGCGGGUAUUGGUUUUCUAUUGCUGAAGCCUCUGAUGAAAGAGAAAAGAUAGAAGAACAUGGCAGCAUGAGAGCUUUUGUGGAAAACAUCACUGUCUUGGAGAAUUCCUUAGUCUUUAAAUUCCAUUUUAUUGUAAAUGAAGAGUGCACCGAAAUGACUUUGAUUGGUGAAGAAACAGAAAAGGCUGGCAUAUAUUAUUUGAACUAUGAUGGAUUCAAUACAUUUACUAUACUUAAGACAGACUAUGAUAAUUAUAUUAUGAUUUAUCUCAUUAACGAAAAAGAUGGGGAAACCUUCCAGCUGAUGGAGCUCUAUGGCCGAGAACCAUAUUUGAGUUUAGACAUCAAGGAAAAGUUUGCAAAACUAUGCGAGGAGCAUGGAAUCAUUAGAGAAAAUAUCAUUGACCUAACCAACGUCAAUCGCUGCCUCGAGGCCCGAGAAUGAAGAAUGGCCUAAGCCUCCAGGUGGGCAAUAUCCAAUGAGAGCAAGGAGCAGGUUGGUGGUCAUGGAGAGGCCCUUCCAAAUGCAUUAUUGUGCCCCCAAAUUACAAUAAAAAUGUUUGAU
Mus musculus (house mouse) is the source of this 755-nucleotide messenger RNA. It is a transcript of the gene Mup21, whose product is annotated as major urinary protein 21. The transcript has 6 exons. Lineage: Eukaryota; Metazoa; Chordata; Mammalia; Rodentia; Muridae. Gene Ontology annotation, cellular component: extracellular region. Gene Ontology annotation, molecular function: small molecule binding. The coding region runs from base 90 to 635 and encodes 181 amino acids. The record is from RefSeq and is marked validated.